AUGGGCGGCUCCUCUUCCACUCCCACUGCCUCGCUCACCAAGUGGACCAACGCAGUGGGCGAUGACGCCCUCGACGCGCCCGCAUUCAAGGCGCUGCGGGGAAGACGAGUGGUACUGGCCAGCUCAUCUCCCAGGCGCAAGGACAUACUGGCUUCCGUGGGUCUCCAUGCCGAAGUCGUGCCCUCGACCUUUGAGGAAAACCUUCCCAAGUCUGACUUUGUUGGAGCCGCGGCAUACGAAUAUCCAAUCGAGACCGGAGCGCACAAGGCCUUGGAGGUAUACAAGCGGCUAAUGAGCGAGCACCCAGAGGAUCCGCCGGAUCUUGUCAUCGCCGCAGAUACAGUCGUCGUCAAAAGCGAAGAGAUCAUGGAGAAGCCCAAGGACGCUGCAGACCAUGCCAGAAUGAUUGGAGAGCUCAACGAUGGAAUGUGCGAAGUCAUCACAGGCGUGACAAUCAUACACCCUAUUCUCCAUGCACCCGGAUACCAGGUGCGCUCCUUAUCUGAAAUCACAAAGGUACACUUCGCCGACAAUCCCGCCGAGGUGUUGCAGGCCUAUCUUGAAAAUGGCGAGGGCUCUGAUCGAGCCGGGGGCGUGGACAUUCAAGGCAAGGGCGCAAUGCUCGUCAAGAGCAUCGAGGGAGACUACAAUAACGUCGUAGGAUUUCCACUCUUUUCGUUCUGCGCCUUUCUGCACGAAUUGGUAGAAACCGAACAGCUCACCUUCGACGGCGUUUGA
Microstroma glucosiphilum is the source of this 738-nucleotide messenger RNA. Its product is annotated as Maf/Ham1. Gene Ontology annotation, molecular function: nucleoside triphosphate diphosphatase activity. Lineage: Eukaryota; Fungi; Basidiomycota; Exobasidiomycetes; Microstromatales; Microstromataceae. Bases 1 to 738 code for a protein of 245 amino acids. The record is from RefSeq and is a predicted model, not a curated record. The transcript has 5 exons.